Molecule: messenger RNA, 865 nt
Organism: Boeremia exigua
Lineage: Eukaryota; Fungi; Ascomycota; Dothideomycetes; Pleosporales; Didymellaceae
Exons: 1
Coding region: 163-792 (209 amino acids)
Source: RefSeq, a predicted model, not a curated record
CUGUGUACACCUGAUCAUCUGCAGGACUGCAUCAUACGAGAGGUAGAUCUGAAAUGCGGAGUACCGAAAGUAAUAACUACAAAGGUAGCCUUCGAACGGGAGCAGGAGAGUAUCAAUCCCAUCAGACCGACUUGCAAUCACAGUGCCAUUACGUUUGUCAACAUGAAGACCACGACUUCUACACUUGCAGUACUUCUUGCAACCUCAGCACGUGCACAGUUAUUUUAUAACGAAACUUCUGCCCCCUUCAACCUCGUUUUGACAUCCGAAAAUUCCACCAUCAAUGGGUCUACACUCUCAGCAUGUCACACCGGGGCAGCAAUAGAGUCGCUAUGCCUCUCCUCGGGAGGCGGCGUUUCAAAUCCCACUCCCAUUGCAGCGGCCACAUUCAACUUCAACACCUCAACCGAUCCUUUCACUCCCAAUGCCACACUCGGCACACCCGGCAUCUUGACAUGGACUCUGAAAACCACCAGUCUUGAUGUUCCUUCAAGUGUCUACUUCAACAACGAUCCUACCACUGACUCGGCCAUUCCAAUUCUCACUCCUGGGCAGGAGAAUCCCCAGCUGUUAGCGUUCGACGACCAGGACAGACUGAAUGUGCAAGGAUACAUUGAUUGGACAGCAAAUCCACCGAACUCAACUGGAACGACUGUGGCGUACUACAGGUGGUAUGCUUGUCAGACGUACUUUGGGGGCUACAGCUACCGCACCCUAGCUUGGGGUUUCGGGAACGAGAAGCCGGAGAAUCCGACGUGUGUGAAGACUGGUGUGAAGAGGAUUUUCGUCUGAGUUGUAACUUGCAGUAAAACACAGAUUUUGUAACCUACCGCAUAACAAAUUCUAUUCUUAUUGAUCAUUCCGA